Fusarium sp. VM40 is the source of this 2019-nucleotide messenger RNA. The record is from the annotation of a GenBank genome assembly. Lineage: Eukaryota; Fungi; Ascomycota; Sordariomycetes; Hypocreales; Nectriaceae.
AUGGCCUUCCCACACCCCCUGUCGGCUCUCAGCAGCAGAGAGACCAAUCUUGCACGAGACAUUGUCAAGAGUGUCCACCCUGGUUCAUUGCUUUACUUCCGACAAUCCUACCUCUUCGAGCCCCCAAAGGCAGAAGUUCUCAAAUUUCUUGAGCUCGAGCACUCUGGGGCUCUGCAUACUACUUCUCCACGACCUGAUCGCUGCGCACAGGUCUUCUACGAUAUUAUCGGUGGAGAUCAGAAGACGCAGUACUAUGAGUCGGUGGUUGAUCUUACCAAGAGGACGAUUGUGGAGCAGGAGGUUGUUACACCUGAGCACCAAGCCAGUCUGACCAUGGCUGAGUUUGAUGAGGUUGUUGAAGCUGUUGGUAAAUCAGAACUUUUCAAGGAAAAGUUAAGCAAGAUUAAGCUACCAGAGGGCUUCGAGCCUGUUAUCGAGCCAUGGCCCUACGGCGCGCCUGAUCUCGCAGAUGGUAACACGCGAUACUUUCAAGCCCUGGUCUUUGCCCGCGACACACGCACUGGCCAUCCCGACUCAAACUUCUACGCCUUCCCCGUCCCUCUGAUUCCUGUAAUGGACUAUAGAACGAAACAGAUCGUUCGAGUAGAGGAGCCAGCUACCGGAGGUAAAGGCGAUAGUCUUACAGAGAAGACACAUGCCCCUGGUCUUCUUGAUCACUGUCAGCCUGCUGAGUAUGUCCCUGAGCUUCUACCCGGUGGCACGAGGACGGAUUUGAAGCCUUUGAUGGUUGUUCAGCCGCAGGGGCCGAGUUUCUCUAUCACAGAGGGGAAUCUUAUCCAGUGGCAGAAGUGGCGUAUGAGGGUUACUUUUAAUCCCAGGGAGGGAGCUGUUCUUCAUGAUAUUCGGUAUGAUGGACGGCCGAUUAUGUACAGAUUGAGUUUUAGCGAUAUGACCGUACCUUAUGCUGAUCCUAGAGCACCUUAUCAUCGCAAGCAGGCGUUUGACUUUGGUGAUGGAGGUCUCGGCAACGCUGUCAACAACCUAACCCUCGGCUGUGAUUGCCUGGGUGUCAUCAAAUACUUCGACGGUGUUCUCAUCGACUCCGAUGGUACCGCCCAAGACACAAAAAACGUCAUCUGUCUUCACGAACAAGACAACGGUAUUAACUGGAAACACACCGACUGGCGCACAGGCCGCGCUGUGGUAACUCGUCGUCGCGAAUUGGUUAUCCAGUUCAUCAUCACACUUGCGAACUAUGAGUACAUCUUCAACUACAAGUUCGACCAAGCUGCAGGCAUCACUGUUGAAGCCAGAGCAACGGGUGUUGUAUCUGUCGUCAACAUCGACCCCGGAAAGACCAGUGACUGGGGAAAUGUCGUCAGUCCUGGCGCGCUGGCACAGAACCAUCAGCAUGUUUUCUGCGUGCGCAUGGAUCCAUCUAUCGACGGCACAGAAAACACUGUCGUACAAGAGGAAAGCCUUCCACUGAGAAUGGACCACAGAACAAACCCGAAUGGAAACAUGUACGAAGUCCGCCAAACACAAAUCACCACCUCCCAAGGCGUCGACGCAGCACCAUUUAACAACAGAGUCUUCAAAGUCCAGAACCUCUCCAAGCCUAACCCCAUCACCGGCAAACCCGUCGGCUACAAGCUCACCCCGCCGCCAACGCAGCUCCUCCUCGCCGACCCCAACAGCACGCAGGCCAAGCGCGCGCUCUUCGCAAAGCACCACCUCUGGGUGACGAAAUACAAGGACCACGAGCUCUACGCCGGCGGCCGCUACACGCUGCAGAGCAAGAUCGAGGUUGGCGGUGUGAGCGACGCGGCGGCGAGGUGUGACGAUGUGCUGAACCAGGAUGUUGUGUUGUGGAGUGUGUUUGGGCUCACGCAUAACCCGAGGAUUGAGGACUGGCCGGUUAUGCCAGUUGAGAUGCUGCAGGUGCAUUUUACACCGGUGGAUUUCUUUACGGGUAAUCCGGCGAUUGAUGUCCCUUCGGAUAAGGAUGUUGGAUCGAGGUUGACUUCGGGGUGCUGCAAGGAGGGACCCAAAUUGUAG